Molecule: messenger RNA, 1111 nt
Organism: Sinocyclocheilus grahami
Lineage: Eukaryota; Metazoa; Chordata; Actinopteri; Cypriniformes; Cyprinidae
Product: SLAM family member 5-like
Exons: 4
Coding region: 16-1047 (343 amino acids)
Source: RefSeq, a predicted model, not a curated record
AAUUCAGUGUCAGUGAUGGAGGGCGAUUCUGUCACCCUACAGACUGAUACUGAAAUAAAAAAAGAUGAUCUGAUUUUAUGGAGAUUCGGAGCCGAAGACUCUCCCAUGGCUGAAGUCAACAGAUCAGCCCAGAUCAUCUCAGUAUCUGAAAGUACCAAAGGAUUCAAAGACAGAUUGCAUUUGGACCCCCAGACUGGAUCUCUCACUGUCAGGAACAUCAGAACCGACCACUCUGGAAUUUAUAAAACACAGAUCAUUGGAAAUAAGAUGAUAAGGAAAACAUUCAAUGUCACUGUUUAUGCUCGUCUGCCUGCUCCUGUCAUUAGCAGAGACUGUUGUUCUUCAUCAUCAUCAUCAUCAUAUUGUUCAUUGGUGUGUUCAGUGGUGAAUGUGGGUCAUGUGAGUCUCUCCUGGUACAAAGGAAACAGUUUAUUGUCCAGCAUCAGUGUGUCUGAUCUCAGCAGCACCGUCUCUUUACAUCUGGAGGUGGAAUAUCAGGAGAAAAACAGCUACAGCUGUGUGCUCAACAAUCCCAUCAGCAACCAGACUCAACAUCUGGAUAUCAGUCAACUCUGUCAGAUACAUUCAGCUCGUCUUCCCGUUCCUGUCAUCACCAGUUACUGUCCUCAAAACCCUUCACCAUCAGGAUCAUCAGCGUCCAGAUGUGUGCUGCUGUGUUCAGUGGUGAAUGUGGGUCAUGUGACUCUCUCCUGGUACAAAGGAAACAGUUUAUUGUCCAGCAUCAGUGUGUCUGAUCUCAGCAUCAGUCUCUCUCUACCUCUGGAAGUGGAAUAUCAGGAUAAAAACACCUACAGAUGUGUGCUCAACAAUCCCAUCAGCAACCAGACUCAACAUCUGGAUAUCAGUCAACUCUGUCAACCAUGUGCAGAAUGCGUCUGCUGUUGUAAUUCAACUGAAGCUGUGAUCCAAUUGGCUGUCUCUGCUCUGGUGGGCGUGGCUACUGUUGUUGUUCUGGUUUAUGACAUCAGAUCCAGAAGAGCUGAACAGAAAAGAAGAGCUCUGAAAUCAUUAUCAAACCAUAACUGACUUGCUAUAACAAGAAUAAAUCUAUCAUUAUGUUUUUAUAUUCUAUGAACGCCCUGUAACACAA